CUGAGGAAGAUACCGUUUUCGCCAUACGUCACAUCCGCUGUCGCGCGUCACCUAACGGGCCCGCUGGUUUCCGUAGCAACGGGAGCCUUCUCCGCCUCUUCCGGCUUCGCAUGGCGCCGUCUUUUCCGGUGCGGGGGAUAAUAUGGGGACAAUACAUCUGUUCCGCAAAUCACAGAGAUCAUUGGUUGGAAAGUUAACACAUGAGUUUAGGCUGGUUGCAGCAGAUAGGAGGUCCUGGAAGAUCUUGUUGUUUGGUGCUAUAAAUUUAAUAUGUAUUGGCUUCCUGCUAAUGUGGUGCAGCUCUACAAACAGCAUAGCUUUAACUGCUUACACAUAUUUGACAAUCUUUGACCUUUUCAGUUUGAUAACAUGUCUAAUAAGCUACUGGGUAACGAUGAAGAAGCCCAGCCCCAUGUAUUCGUUUGGGUUUGAAAGGUUUGAAGUUCUAGCAGUAUUUGCAUCUACAGUUCUGGCACAGCUUGGUGCUCUUUUUAUACUGAAAGAAAGCGCAGAGCGGUUCCUGGAACAGCCCGAGAUACACACGGGGCGACUGCUGGUUGGUACUUUCGUGGCUCUCUUUUUCAACUUAUUUACAAUGCUUUCCGUUAGGAAUAAGCCUUUUGCUUAUGUCUCUGAAGCUGCCAGCACAAGUUGGCUUCAGGAGCAUGUUGCAGAUCUUAGUAGAAGUAUUUGUGGAAUCAUCCCAGGAUUAAGUAGCAUCUUUCUGCCACGAAUGAACCCUUUUGUCUUGAUUGAUAUUGCUGGAGCUCUAGCUCUUUGCAUUACAUAUAUGCUCAUUGAAAUCAACAACUAUUUUGCUGUAGACACAGCUUCUGCUAUAGCAAUUGCUUUGAUGACAUUUGGUACCAUGUAUCCCAUGAGCGUCUACAGUGGAAAAGUACUACUCCAGACAACCCCACCUCAUGUGAUUGGCCAGUUGGAUAAACUUCUUAGAGAGGUUUCAACUUUGGAUGGUGUCUUGGAGGUUCGAAAUGAGCAUUUCUGGACAUUGGGUUUUGGCACAUUGGCUGGAUCAGUACAUGUCCGAAUUCGGAGAGAUGCAAAUGAACAAAUGGUACUUGCCCAUGUCACUAACAGAUUAUACGCACUGGUCUCUACCUUGACUGUUCAGAUUUUCAAAGAUGACUGGAUCAGACCUACCUUAUCAUCUGUGCCUAUUGCAAACAAUAUUCUGAACAUUUCGGAUCAUCAUAUUAUUCCAAUGCCAUCUUUGAAAGCUGCUGAUAAUUUGAACCCUGUUACAUCCACUCCAGCUAAGCCUAGCAGCCCACCGCCAGAAUUUGCUUUUAAUACGCCAGGCAAAAAUGUGAGUCCAGUCAUUCUUUUGAACACUCAGACAAAGCCCUAUGGAUUGGGCUUGAAUCAUGGAUCCGCACCCUACAGCAGUGUACUCAACCAAGGACUCGGAAUACCGGGAAUGGGAGCAACUCAAGGAUUCAGAACUGGUUUUACAAAUGUCCCAAGCAGAUAUGGAACCAACGCUCGUGGUCAACCCCGACCGUAAUAAACACCAUUAUUUAUUAUA
This is a messenger RNA of Pezoporus flaviventris, 1546 nucleotides long. It is a transcript of the gene SLC30A6, whose product is annotated as solute carrier family 30 member 6. Gene Ontology annotation, biological process: transmembrane transport; monoatomic cation transport. Gene Ontology annotation, cellular component: membrane. Lineage: Eukaryota; Metazoa; Chordata; Aves; Psittaciformes; Psittacidae. Bases 143 to 1525 code for a protein of 460 amino acids. Gene Ontology annotation, molecular function: monoatomic cation transmembrane transporter activity. The transcript is spliced from 14 exons. The record is from RefSeq and is a predicted model, not a curated record.